AGGAUAAUAAUUCACUUUCAAGUUCUGUUAUGGGUCAUCAGUAAUGUGAGAGCAUGAAGAAUCCUUUCGAUGAUCCACCCUUGGACCCUGGCGAUAAUGAUUCGGUAGAUAGACCUCAUUCAUGGGCCUUUCGGGAAGAACAAACAAGCCCACCUGAUGUGAAAUUGAACUGCAAUGUUUAUUAUCAUAAAAACAACACAUUUCAUAUCAAUGAAGGCUUUGCUGGAAUCCCUGCCAAUCUACUCAUCAACUUCUGCUGCUGGCUGGUUCUACUCCUGAUCUUCACAAUUCUACGAAAGAGAGCUUGGGAUUAUGGACGUUUGGCUCUGCUGAGGAGAACUGAUAAAAAAUGGACUCAUGUAUUUUAUGGGGGAGAAGAUGAUGGUGACGGAGGAGCAUCUUUGAGUCAUGGUGAUGAUGAAUCUCUGAUCCAGAAUGCCAGCAUUGUGGAUCCAUCAGCCUCUGGAGACAGGGGCAUUUUCUCUUGGAUUCGAGCUAUCUUUGUAACAAAAGAUUCACAGUUCCUAGCUCAUAGUGGUGUGGAUGCAGUGCAGUACCUGUCUUUCCAGAGGCAUGUGAUGGUAUAUCUUUGCAUUGUUUGCCUGGUUGCACUGGCCAUCAUUAUGCCUCUCAAUAUUGGAGGUACUCUGCAAGGGAAUGAUAAGUACUUUGGACAAACAACAAUCAGUAAUCUGAAGCCUAUGUCCCCUUUCUUAUGGGUUCAUGUUGUCCUGUCCAUCUUAUUGUUCCCACUGGGGAUUUACAUAAUGCGCCGGUUUUCUCGGGGAAUACAAAGUUCACCAUAUCAGACUGAUGAUAGCCAAGCCUCUAGAACUCUCAUGAUCUCCCACAUCCCUCGGAAUAGGUGUUCAAAGCAACUGUUGGAGCAGCACUUCCAAGAAGCUUAUCCAGAUGUAGAAGUAGAAGAGGUACACUUUGCAUACAAUGUUGAGAAGCUAAUCCGCCUCUCUUCUGAAAGGGAUGUGGCAGUGCAGGCUCGCUUGUCAGCUGAACAGUAUCAGAAGACUGCUGGGAAACCUCUUUAUAUUUUUCCCUAUGCAUGUGGGAAUUUAUGUUCUUGUUGUUGCCCUUGUGGACCUAUCUGUAGAUCUUCACAGGUGAAUGCCCUCGAGUUCUAUUCUGAAGAAGAAUCACAGCUCAAUCCAGCUGUUGAAAAAGAAAGACUGACUGCUCUUGAAAAGCCUCUUGGUAUUGCAUUUGUCACAUUUGCAUCCAUGCAACAAGCUCACAGUGUGUGGUUAGACUUCAGAGGGCCUUGUGACUGCACUUGUAAUACCAACCCAUGUCCAUCUUCUAUUGGUGGACAAUUGAAGAUAACUCGAUGGGUUGUGGACUUUGCUCCAAGCCCAGAAGACCUUGUCUGGGAGAACUUGAGCCGAAGAAACAAGAGGUGGUAUCUGAAGGCCUUUCUUGUAAACACAGCAUUGUUCUUGGUGUUGCUGUUUUUCACCACACCUGCCAUCAUAAUAAACAAUGAAUACCUGGUUAAAGCUAUUAUCCGUGCUUUCGAAGAAGUUGUUCAGCCUAAUCAAUUUAUAAGCCAGUUCAUUCCAACUCUUCUCCUGUGGACAAUGGCAGCUGUACUUCCUCUCAUGGUGGUGUAUUCUGAUAGAUUCUUGAAUUUCUGGACACGUUCACUGGAGAACCACUCUGUGAUGCGCAAGACUUUCAUUUUUCUUCUCUUCAUGGUUGUGAUUCUCCCCAGCCUUGGCCUCACUAGUGCCAAGGCAUUCCUGGAAUGGUCAUUUCAACCAAAGAAUGAGACUCGGUGGGAGUGUGUGUUUUUGCCUGACAAUGGAGCAUUCUAUGUAAACUAUGUCAUCACAUCUGCUUUGGUUGGAACAGCCUUGGAACUUGUUCGUUUCCCUGAACUCCUCCUGUAUGCCCUGAGGCUUUGUUGUUCCCGGAGUCCAGCAGAACUAGCCGGUGUGAGGCAGGCAAUUUUCUAUGAAUUCCCAUUUGGCAUCAAUUAUGCUUGGAUGCUCACUGUCUUUGCCACUACCAUCAUCUACAGUAUCUCUUGUCCAAUCAUCACUGUUUUUGGCUUGCUAUAUGUGAGCAUGAAGCAUCUGGUGGAUCGCUACAACUUGAUCUUUGCUUAUGGCCCAAGCAAAAUCAACCAGAGGAUCCACUAUACAGCCAUAAAUUUCAUCAUUUUCAGCAUUAUUCUUUUGCAACUGUGUCUUCUUUUCUUCUCUCUGCUGAGAGCAGGGUUAAUUGGCCCCACAAUUGUCUCUGGUAUUGGCCUGGGUCUUUCCCUUCUCCUUUUUUUCUCUCAAGCUCUCAGCCAAGUCUUCUUGAGACCUGAUCCUUCUGGAACAUCUGGAACAAUGGCUGAAGAGUCUCAGUCAGAAUGCCAAGUUGGAGGAAUCCAUGGCACUUACGUGCCACGAGUACUUCAUCCUGGGGGAGGCUUGUAUGGUCCUACAACCAAUGCCACUCACUCUCAACCUCAUGCCUCCUAUGGAAACUUUCAAACUGGACAGGCAUUGAACCUGGAUGAUCCUUCUCAGCAGGAUACCCUUUAUCAGCACUACAAUGGCACAGCCAAGAUCUAUGUGGAUUGGCAUCUGCAAUCUCCAAAUUAUGAAGACUCCAAUGCAUCUGUCUUCUUGCAUGGCAAACUCCCCUUCUCACCCUACUUCCUGUUGAGGAACCUCUCCCCUCCCCUGAAGCACAACAGUGAGAUGGUUCUUGGAGAGUCAGAAGAGGAGGAUACGUAUAGAGUGACGCACAUCAAAUCCAAGAUUCCCCGACAUCAAUCAACGAUUGAAGAUGAGUGA
Messenger RNA from Darwinula stevensoni, 2804 nucleotides. Lineage: Eukaryota; Metazoa; Arthropoda; Ostracoda; Podocopida; Darwinulidae. The record is from the annotation of a GenBank genome assembly.